AUGCCAGUGAUUCAAAAUACCAGCUACGAUGUGAAAAAGUUUGGCCGGACAGUUACAAUUCCGGAUGCCGACAUAGCAAAAAUCAUGUACUAUAUCGAUUGUGUCUGCACUGUAGUUGACUACAAUGAAAACAACAUUCAAAGAUAUCGUAAUUAUUCUAAUUGGAUGAACAUGUCUGACCAAGAAGAUCGGGUGAUAUUCUUGUUGGCUUUAGCACUUUCACCUGAUGAGCUAGAAGAUAAAGUCUUCUUCAGAAAUGCUACACUUUGUCAAGGAUCGUCCAAUCAAUUCUAUGAAAUCGGUCAGGUCAGAAAUCAACUAUUUAUUGUUCAAUCUGUCAUUAUCGGUGGACAAUCACGGCAGGUGAAAAAAAUCAUGGCAUACACAAAUGAAUGGAUGAAUAGAAACUACUAUGAACCAAUGAAGGCUCUUGCCUAUCGAUUCAGUCCACAAGGUCAAAGAGAAGAAGCAAUGCGUCGAGCUAUCAUUUCUGAAGCAUGUGUUAUUUCAUAA
Messenger RNA from Adineta ricciae, 513 nucleotides. The record is from the annotation of a GenBank genome assembly. Lineage: Eukaryota; Metazoa; Rotifera; Eurotatoria; Adinetida; Adinetidae.